Galeopterus variegatus (Sunda flying lemur) is the source of this 656-nucleotide messenger RNA. Its product is annotated as beta-defensin 129-like. The record is from RefSeq and is a predicted model, not a curated record. The transcript is spliced from 2 exons. NCBI's taxonomy places the organism in Eukaryota, Metazoa, Chordata, Mammalia, Dermoptera, Cynocephalidae. Bases 1 to 504 code for a protein of 167 amino acids.
AUGAAGCUCCUUUUUCCUAUCUUUGCCAUCCUCAUGCUUCAGUACCAGGUGAAUACAGAAUUUUUUGGUCUGAGAAGAUGUUUAAUGGGUUUGGGGAAAUGCAAGGACCAGUGCACUGUGGAUGAAAGAGAAAUACAGGAAUGCAAGAAGAGAAAAUGUUGUAUUGGACCAAAAAUAGUCCAACUGAUAAAAAAGUACCUGCAAUAUGAAAUACCCCAAAUACUUGGCGAAGAUGCCCAAGAAAUACUAAAAAUUGCCAAGAAUUCUAGUGGUAUUUUAGAAACAAAAUAUAUUUUAUCCAUUCUCCCCAAAGUCAAAAAUGCCAGCCCUUUGGACAACACCAAUUCUGUCAUCAACCCAAAUAUCACCUCUAUGAACACCACCACCAACAAUACCGUGACCCCAGGACAUAUCACAUAUAUUGCUACUUCUACCAAGAAUGACACCAAAAAAAGCAGAGAUUCUGUGACUGCCUCCCCGCCACCAGCACCACUUCCACCGUAGACACUGCCGAUACCACCACCGGAGCUGGAGGAAGCAGAUGAGCAGUGAAGUGGGUCUUUCCCUUAAAACACGAAGAUCUAUAUUCACUACCUAUAAAAUGAGACAUAGAACUGUUUCCUCUGUCAUCAUUCAAUAAAUACCGUUGAAACACC